Drosophila teissieri is the source of this 798-nucleotide messenger RNA. RefSeq lists its product as uncharacterized. The record is from RefSeq and is a predicted model, not a curated record. The coding region runs from base 94 to 657 and encodes 187 amino acids. The transcript is spliced from 2 exons. NCBI's taxonomy places the organism in Eukaryota, Metazoa, Arthropoda, Insecta, Diptera, Drosophilidae.
CAUUUGGUUUUGACAAGUCGCCAGGAAAUUUAGUUUUCAUCUAGAAUCCGAACCUGAGAAACCAUAGUCAUUGUACAACAACUGAACUUCGAUAUGCCGAACAAGUCGAAGGCAAGUCCAGCUGGAAGCAACGAAUCCCGUUCCUCUUCCCCCGACGAGUUCCUCAUGCAGGAGCAGCCUCAUCAGCCACGUGGAUCCAGUGUGGAGUCUAUAGAGACGCAGGACUCGCCAUCGGAUAUGGUGGAUCAGUCUACCCAGACGCAGGGUUCGUACCCUGCCUUGAGAAGUGAUGCCCAGUUCCAUGGCCGCGUGAGAGAACUGCUGAGAGCACUGAACUCGAUCAUGGCCAAGAAGUUGAUGCGGGCUAUCAGGAAUAACCCUGGAAUCAUUGCGUCGGACCUGAACGAUAUUACUUUGCAGCUCGGCAUGCUGGGCUUGAGGAUGAGUGUCCCUCCCGAGGAGAAUCUAACUGGGGAUCAAACUGUGGUACCAGAGCUUCAGCCAGAGCAAAAUCCAGAUGGGGAACUGCUUGCCAAGCGAAAGAAGGUGGAGGGUACCCAGGACAUGGCAUCUUCCACCUCCGUCGGCGAAAGGAUGGACCCUACCACGAAGGCUGAAGCCAUCGACAAGUGCUCCAAGAGUACCAGUACAGAUUAGCUGCAGGCUUGGAAGUCGUAUUGGCCACUUUGUGGUGAUGCGGUGGACUACAUGUACAUAUGUAGGUUGUUGCGGCGAAAUUGAUACGAAUAUGGACAACAACUAAAACUAUUACAAAAUAUUUGUUUUGAACCCAAAGCA